Messenger RNA from Psilocybe cubensis, 534 nucleotides. RefSeq lists its product as uncharacterized. The record is from RefSeq and is a predicted model, not a curated record. The transcript is spliced from 2 exons. Gene Ontology annotation, cellular component: cytoplasm; membrane; cytosol. Gene Ontology annotation, molecular function: adenyl-nucleotide exchange factor activity; protein-folding chaperone binding. Lineage: Eukaryota; Fungi; Basidiomycota; Agaricomycetes; Agaricales; Agrocybaceae. Bases 1 to 534 code for a protein of 177 amino acids. Gene Ontology annotation, biological process: protein stabilization.
AUGCCAGUUACCGUCAAGUGGGGCAGAGACCGGUUCUCGUUUGACCUGCCUGCGCCAGACACUCUGCUCUCUGCUGUCCGCCAUUCGAUAGCAGCCUAUACCCAGCUGCCCUAUUCUGCCUUUCAGAUCAUCCACGAUGGCGCUGUCUGCGCAGACGACAAUGCUCCCAUCGGCGCAUACCAUCUCCGGCCCAACUCGACCAUCGCCAUCGUAGCCAACCAGGACAUGCCCCCGCCCCCAAAGAACUCGGAGCACGCCCAGAUCGCCGCCAUCCACGCCGAGCUCGCCGCCGCCCGCGCUGACCUCGCUCCCGCCCAGGCCGCCCUUCUCCGCGAUCUCGCCGACCGCCCCCGCGCCGCCCUCGCAAAGGAGCACUCCCGCAUCGCAGAGCUCCUUCUCCAGGCCCUCCUCCGCCUCGACGCCAUCAACCCCGAGCACGACUGGCUCAUCGCCCGCGCAGACCGCAAGGCCGCAGUCAAGGAACUCCAGGCGCUCCUCGACGAGCUCGAUGCAGAGUGGGCCGCCGCACAGUGA